This is a messenger RNA of Eurytemora carolleeae, 1448 nucleotides long. RefSeq lists its product as uncharacterized. Lineage: Eukaryota; Metazoa; Arthropoda; Copepoda; Calanoida; Temoridae. The transcript has 9 exons. Gene Ontology annotation, cellular component: cytoplasm; aryl hydrocarbon receptor complex; transcription regulator complex. Gene Ontology annotation, biological process: regulation of transcription by RNA polymerase II. The record is from RefSeq and is a predicted model, not a curated record. Gene Ontology annotation, molecular function: protein dimerization activity; DNA-binding transcription factor activity, RNA polymerase II-specific; RNA polymerase II cis-regulatory region sequence-specific DNA binding. Bases 283 to 1446 code for a protein of 387 amino acids.
UAUACUGUGUUGGGCUAGGCACAAGGGCAGCUUCACGCUAGAGUUUACUCCUGUAGAUCUCUAAAGAGAUUUGCUUACACGGUAAACCGUGCCAGUACAUUUCACAGUUCUCUAGAAAAAUACAUUUAUUGUGCUUCGGAGUGUUUAAACAUCAGGAAAAUAUUUAAAUCAUAGAAAGUGAGAAUCAAUGGUUUAAAAGAAAAGCAUCAUUUGUUCUACGUGAAAAAUUCUCCCUUAAUCCUUUUAUACGUGUUUUCAUCAUGAAAGAGUGAAAUAAGGAAAAUGUCGGCAGGACGGGGGCGGACUCCACGUAAGCCCCACCAACCAAAGUUUCCAGAACUGCCGCCUAAGUACAGUUCCUCUCGUGAGCUGAGAAAUAAAGCGGAGAAGCUGCGACGGGAUCGGCUCAACACUCUUCUAGGAGAAAUCAAAACCCUCGUCCCGGUCAUCGCAGACAAGAAGAAGAAAUCUGAUACUACAAGAACAAAUAUUCUCAGAGUUUCUGCAAAUUAUAUCCGUCUCCAGAAUUUGUUUCCUACUGAAAAGUUCAGUUCCCCAGGUACUCCAAUCAUCAAUAGUUUACAACAUGCUCAGGUUCUGAAUGGCGUAGUUUUCCUGCUCUCUGAAACAGGGCGAAUUCUCUUCAUAUCUGAUAGUAUAGAGAAGCAUAUUGGAUACACACAGUUGGAUAUGCUCGGGAUAAAUAUGCUGGAAUUCCUUCACCCUGGAGACAAAUCAAAAUUAUCCUCGAAUCUAUCCAGACAGUCAAGUCAUCCAGCCUUAACAACUCAUCCAACCUCAUCGACUCAUUCAACAAGUCAGUCUGCUUCUUCAAGUCAUCCGGUGUCAUCCUUUUCUAGUUCUUCCCCCUUGAACAAUUCAAGGCAAACCGGUUUUCAAUUUACUGACCAUGUAGAUAAUGCGUUUCCCAACCAAUCCGGUGGUGGCCCUUUUUCCAACCAAUCGAUAGACCACUUUGCUGACCAAUCAGUUGGCCCUUUUUCCAACCAAUCCGAAGAUCUUUUUGCCGACCAAUCCAGUGGACCUUUUUCCAACCAAUCUGUAGAUGAGUUUUCGAACCAAUUGGGUGGACCGUUUUCUAACCAAUCAGCUUAUCACUAUUCUGACCAAUUAUCAGAUCAGUUUACCAACCCAUCAGGGAAUACAAAUCCUCCAGAGCCUACUGAGCAACCAAGUCAAAUAAAUUUAGGAUCGUCUUCUUCUAAACCUGAAUCUGCCAAGGAGACUGGAGUUAGAAAAUCCUUCUUUAUACGAAUCAAGGAAAAGAACACAAGUAAAUCUGACAAACAGAAAUACGAACACAUGCACGUUAUGGGGCAUUACAGGGCCAGCAAAGAGGCUGAAAGAAAGCUCUCAAAAGAUCUUGAAUAUGUAUUUGUUGGAAUCAUGAAACCAGUCAAAGAUAGGUAUAAAUUUAUAAAAUAGGU